AUGCCACAACUAAAUAUAUCAAUAUGACCUCUAACCAUUACCCUUACAAUAUUAACAUUUUUUUGCAUAUACCAACUAAAAAUGAUUAACCAAACUAUAACCUCCAUAACCCCAAAAAAUGAAAAAAAAAUACCAACAAAAACCCAAUUACCCUGAAACAAAAAAUGAACAAAAAUCUAUUUACCCAAUUCAUUACCCCCACAAUUAUAG
Messenger RNA from Phascolarctos cinereus (koala), 210 nucleotides. Lineage: Eukaryota; Metazoa; Chordata; Mammalia; Diprotodontia; Phascolarctidae. The record is from the annotation of a RefSeq genome assembly.